Molecule: messenger RNA, 609 nt
Organism: Eimeria necatrix
Lineage: Eukaryota; Apicomplexa; Conoidasida; Eucoccidiorida; Eimeriidae
Product: ATP-dependent RNA helicase, putative
Exons: 3
Coding region: 1-609 (202 amino acids)
Molecular function (GO): RNA binding; RNA helicase activity
Source: RefSeq, a predicted model, not a curated record
AUGUUUUUCUCGGCGACGAUGAACCGGGAAAUGCGGGCGGUUUGCAAAAGGUUCAUGCAGAACCCCGUGGAAGUGUUCAUUGACGACGAAAGCAAACUGACGCUGCACGGGCUGCUGCAGUUCUACGUCAAGCUCGCGGAAGCCGACAAAAACCGAAGACUCAACGACUUGCUGGACUCUCUGGAGUUCAACCAAGUGAUAAUUUUCGUGAAGUCCGUUUCCAGGGCGCAGGCGCUGAACAAGCUGCUCACGGAGUGCAACUUUCCCUCCAUUGCGAUCCACGCGGGCCUCGACCAGGAGGAGAGGAUCAACCGCUACCAGCAGUUCAAAAACUUCGAAAAAAGAAUUAUGGUGGCCACAGACCUCUUCGGCCGAGGAAUUGACAUCGAAAGAGUUAAUAUUGUCGUCAAUUAUGAUAUGCCGGAAAGCAGCGACUCGUACCUGCACAGAGUGGGCCGCGCCGGCCGCUUCGGCACCAAGGGGCUCGCGGUGACCUUCGUCGCCAGCCAAGAAGACACCAACGUCCUGAAUGAUGUCCAAACGCGUUUCGAAGUUCACAUUCCGGAGAUGCCGGCGACCAUUGACGCCUCCCAGUACAUCAACCAAUGA